GGAAUUCUUGUUGUUAGGUUAUAAACUAGGAAAGGAGGGGGGAGAGUCGAUGGGAUAAAAUGUUCCUCCAGAGUCGACCGUAUUGUAGUUUGUCGAGGCUAAGUGAACGAUCGUAACGAAACGAAGAUGAAGUAUUUCAUGGUGAUAGGAGUCUUUAUUUGCGGUAUCCAUAUUAUCACGGGUGCAGAUACUCGUUCAAAAUUCGAGGAAGCGCAAAUUGUACCUGACAUACUGGACAAGGCACCAACGGAGAAAAUCGAGGUCAAAUACGGAGAGAAAGUGGUUGAUUUUGGAAAUGAGUUAACUCCGACGGAGACGCAAAAGAUUCCAGAAAUUCAUUAUAAACAUGAAGGGGGAGUUCUUUACACACUUGUAAUGACAGAUGCUGAUGUGCCGACCAGAAAAGGAUACAAUCGAGAAUUUCGGCAUUGGCUUGUUGGAAAUAUUCCAGAGGAAAAUAUUGCGAAAGGAGAAAUAUUAGCAGAGUAUGUUGGUCCAGCGCCACCAAAAGGUAGCGGGAAACAUCGAUACAUCUUUCUCGUUUACAAGCAGAAUCAAGGGUCUAUUACUUUCGACGAGAGAAGACUAAGCAACAGGGAUGGCCCUCAACGAAAGCGAUUCAACAUAAAGAAGUUUGCAGAAAAAUACAGUUUGGAAGGACCAAUAGCAGGAAACUUUAUGAGGGCAGAAUAUGACGAUAACGUGCCAACAUACGCGAAACUUUUAGGAUUCUAAGGGAUUAAGAUGAUUUUAAGUUGAGUAACCGGCUUACGAACGACACUCUUUUUUUUUUUAUUGGUAUUUAGGUGAUGGUACGAACAAAUUGCUUGUACAAGUACGACUGCCGGCCAAUCGAGGUACGAUAUAUUCAAUUUACAAUGAGGACGAUGAAAUGAGAUAAUAAACGUUUGAAGAAAAUAAUAGAUACGAGAAAAAUCGA
Molecule: messenger RNA, 940 nt
Organism: Frieseomelitta varia
Lineage: Eukaryota; Metazoa; Arthropoda; Insecta; Hymenoptera; Apidae
Product: protein D2-like
Exons: 5
Coding region: 127-735 (202 amino acids)
Source: RefSeq, a predicted model, not a curated record